AUGAAGCGGCACACGCGCUGCAGCCAAUGCGGCGCCGCCCUCAUCGUCUCGCUCGCGGAGCUGCGCGCCCACCAGGCGUCCGAGGCUUGCCGCGAGGCGGCUGCCGCGAGGGCGGCCGACGAAGGAGGGGCGGCCGACGAAGGGGCGGCCGAUAGGGAGGCCGAGGGGGCUGCCGACGCAUCUGGGCCCGGCCAGCUCCCAGAGGAGGCGGAGGGCGCGAAUGCGCGGACUCGCUACGCUUGCGACCUCUGCGAGAAGGAGUUCCUCUUCACGGCGACCGAAAUCCUCAGACAUGUCGCUCGGCAUCGGCAGGAGGCGGACGCAGAGCCGGAUGUCGGUUAG
Emiliania huxleyi CCMP1516 is the source of this 342-nucleotide messenger RNA. RefSeq lists its product as hypothetical. Lineage: Eukaryota; Haptophyta; Isochrysidales; Noelaerhabdaceae. The coding region runs from base 1 to 342 and encodes 113 amino acids. The record is from RefSeq and is a predicted model, not a curated record. The transcript has a single exon.